ACAUCCUCUCCCCUCCGACUGCUAUCUUCCACCCUUCCUUCUGGUCAAUUGCUGUAGAACUCUAUUUACUAGAUAUGACUACACCAGAGUACGAUUAUCUUUUCAAGCUGCUUCUUAUUGGUGACUCUGGGGUUGGCAAGUCCUGUCUCCUUCUUCGCUUCGCAGACGACACAUACACGGAAAGCUACAUUAGCACAAUUGGUGUCGACUUCAAGAUCAGGACGAUUGAACUUGAUGGGAAGACUGUGAAGCUGCAGAUUUGGGACACCGCAGGACAAGAACGGUUCCGCACGAUUACUUCGUCAUACUAUCGCGGAGCACAUGGCAUUAUCGUCGUAUACGACGUCACCGACAAUGAUACGUACAAGAACGUAAAGCAGUGGUUGCAAGAAAUUGAUCGCUACGCGUCGGACAAUGUGAACAAGCUUCUGGUCGGGAACAAGUCAGACCGUACAAACGAGAAGGUGGUUGAAUACGCCGUCGCAAGUGAAUUUGCUAAACAAUUGGGCAUACCGUUCCUGGAAACAUCGGCAAAGACGGCUCUCAAUGUCGAGCAGGCUUUCUUGACAAUGGCUAGAGAAAUUAAAGAGCGGACAGGAACUGCUACGAAGGCAAACAAGGAUACUGUUGUGCCCAAGGAAGGCCAAGCUCUACAGUCGAAUUCUGGCGGGAAUUGCUGUUAAUUUCGAGGAGAACCCGCCGUCGGUUGACUUGUCCGGUUUGGAGAGUGAUUCCUCAGUCUCGACAAGCCUGGCUAUUUGUUUCAUUCGUGUCUUCUGCGCAUGUUCAUUUCUACAUGAGCCACUUUCGUGCCCUCUGCCUGCAGAGGCAUGCAUUCCAUGUCAUUAUUACAUUUGAAGACCUUUCCUCUCUUCCGUACCUCGUACAUGGUUGAACAUAUAAUUGGUUUUGACUUUGACUGGUUUGUUCGACCUGAUAGACAUUCAACUCUUCCGUUUAUUUCUCUGCACGUGCACAGUAAGCGAGCCAGAUUAGAGCCUUAACUGUCAGCCCAGCAACUGCAAUAUUGAAGUUUCGUUUCGGACUCGACGCAAGC
This is a messenger RNA of Fomitiporia mediterranea MF3/22, 1057 nucleotides long. RefSeq names its product GTP-binding protein ypt1. The transcript has 7 exons. Lineage: Eukaryota; Fungi; Basidiomycota; Agaricomycetes; Hymenochaetales; Hymenochaetaceae. Gene Ontology annotation, molecular function: GTP binding; GTPase activity. The record is from RefSeq and is a predicted model, not a curated record. The coding region runs from base 75 to 683 and encodes 202 amino acids.